Molecule: messenger RNA, 540 nt
Organism: Cooperia oncophora
Lineage: Eukaryota; Metazoa; Nematoda; Chromadorea; Rhabditida; Trichostrongylidae
Source: the annotation of a GenBank genome assembly
UUGGAAUUUCGUAUAAAGGUGUACCCAUACAUUUGCAAGAAAUAUUGUUCGAGUGGCGCUCACAAAGAGUCUACCCGUAAUUUCAAGUGUCCAGAAAUCGCAUCUGUUUUUAGCUAUGACCUGCAGUGCAAAUUGACACUUGCCUCAUAUUCACCCGAUACAAAAAUUGAUCACUGCCUUCUACCUACUUCACCUUCAGGACCCAGAACUGCGCAAGGGAUCAGCUCUGCUGCACUUGCUGAAAUAAAAAAGGCACUGCAUACUCGACUCGGCGAAUCUGGAGGACGUUCUGAGAAGCCCGGCACUAACGAAGAUGUCAUCGAACUCAAAGAUGCCAACUUUGAAAAGCUCGUUCUGAAUAGCAAGGAUUCUUGGCUUGUGGAGUUUUACGCUCCAUGGUGCGGACAUUGUAAAAACCUCGAACCUCAUUGGAAGGCAGCCGCUUCACAACUGAAAGGAAAAGUCAAGGUAUCACACUUUUUAAUUUUCGCUUUACAAAGCAGUCAUAAUAUAAAAAUCUUUUCAACGUGGCAUAUGUAG